Molecule: messenger RNA, 813 nt
Organism: Populus trichocarpa (black cottonwood)
Lineage: Eukaryota; Viridiplantae; Streptophyta; Magnoliopsida; Malpighiales; Salicaceae
Exons: 1
Coding region: 105-482 (125 amino acids)
Source: RefSeq, a predicted model, not a curated record
UACAUUUGUCCCUUUCUAUAAAUAUAUAUAUACAUUAGGAGAAGAAAAGUCGUAUACAUUCAUUCUUUUAUAGCCCAUUCAAGAAAGGUCCAGAGAGAGAAUUAAUGGCUGGUUUGCAAAGAUCUGAUGUGUCUUUCAGGAGGCAAGGUUCCUCUGGGCUUAUCUGGGAUGAUAGGUAUAUCUCCGGAGAGCUAAACCAAGUCAACCAAAAACAAGAACAUGAAGAACAGCCAAAGCGUGAUCAAAGGACAGAAAUCAAGCUAGAAAAUGAUGCCAGGCCAUCUUCAAGAUCAGCAACGACGCCCAACAUCACCAUUGAGAGAAGUCGAUCCAACGGUGGACAACGUGGCUACCGCACCGGCAGGGUGUCUCCGGCAAUAGAGCCUCCCUCUCCAAAGGUAUUUACAUGUGGGUUUUGUGGUGCUUUCGGGAAACCAGGGAAGAAUCAUCGGAAAAAAGCCGUUAUCGGUAGAUCUCGAUAGUUCUCGUAAUUCCCGAUGGACUAUUCCGGUCGAAAUGAGGUGUGGUUAUUUAUAGUACGGGUAUGUUCAUAUAUUUUCUAGGCUUGUAGAUUUCUUAAAACUUGUCGGCGUUCAUCUUAAUAAAGUGAGAUAUAGGACCUUCUUUAGAACAAAACCAAGCUAUGGAUUGCAUGUGUUCUUUUAAUUUAUUGUGGCCGACUAUAUAUGUUCUUUUACUCCAUAUAUAUGUCUAGUUUUAGGCAUGGUUUUGUGCUUGGGAGCUUCCAAUUAUGUUUAUAUGGUUUGGUGCUUGAGGAUUUCUAUUUUUCUAUACAAAAUCAAAAUUUAACCC